Molecule: messenger RNA, 486 nt
Organism: Aspergillus steynii IBT 23096
Lineage: Eukaryota; Fungi; Ascomycota; Eurotiomycetes; Eurotiales; Aspergillaceae
Exons: 1
Coding region: 58-327 (89 amino acids)
Source: RefSeq, a predicted model, not a curated record
GAUUCCUCCGCGCAUGCCUUUCUCCGGUCGGGAGGCUGCCAAUUGAAUUCUAGUUAAAUGUCCUGGCAUUCGUCUUCGGGAUUGCAGCUGGGAAGUCCUGUGGCCUUAAUACUACCAGUGCUACCAGGACACCAAUACUACCUCACCGGUCGUCACGGAGGUCACGGAGUGUCAUCGGCGACCAUGGCCGACGGUCCGCCAGGAAUGCACGCGGACCGUCCAAAUCCGGAGAAUGCAGCCCGGCAGUCUAGACUAAGUCCGAGUCCAGAUCUUGUCUCGCCCAGCCAUGCAUCACCAACACGCCCAGAGCCAGUUGAGGCGGUUUAAUUACCCGUUAGGUAAUAGCCUCUCAGCCGUCAUCCAGAGCUCAUCCAGCACGGAAGACUUGUGAGCACGCUCUCGUCUUCGGGGAGAUCCCUGCCGACCGUCCAUCACCCGUCGCCCGACAGUGAGGCAUUUUCGUCGUCACCGACAUGUUGCGAUGAC